This is a messenger RNA of Aspergillus vadensis CBS 113365, 1014 nucleotides long. Its product is annotated as PaaI family thioesterase. The record is from RefSeq and is a predicted model, not a curated record. The transcript has a single exon. NCBI's taxonomy places the organism in Eukaryota, Fungi, Ascomycota, Eurotiomycetes, Eurotiales, Aspergillaceae. Bases 180 to 911 code for a protein of 243 amino acids.
AGUCCCUCGGCUGAUCUCCUCCACUCAUUCCUUCCAUCCAAACUAUUGCCUCCCUUCCCCUCAUCCCUCUCUUCUGCUCUGAAACAUCAUAUCAUCUAUCUCAAAUCGACACCUCACACAACCACACCACCUCCUAUCCCUCUAAUUCCACAUCAAUCAUACAUUACCGACUUGUAAAUAUGUCCUCUUCAAUCCUCGACACCCCCGACCCCGCCUCCUUAUCCCCCUUCCUUAAUGCCACCUCCCCAUCUCUCCGAUCUCUCCUCCACCACCCAGACUACCUCCCCGUUCGCACCUAUUCGCGCAUCCCCAAACCCUCCACCGGCGAGGAUGGCUACUUCGCCAACACCUUAGCCACCGCCCGCACUAUCCCCCACGUCCUGACGCUCCGUCGACGUCCGCAUCUCCUCUCUUUUCUCCCCAACUCUCCGCCCACCUGGCCCGCUCCCACCGGCGCCCCGACUCCACUUGAAGACCCCGAUUUGAUCCUCAUCCUCGACAUUGCUGCUCCUGGUGUCUCGGGCCACCCGUCCACUGCUCAUGGCGGAGUCCUGGCUACGUCCCUCGACGAGGCCAUGUCCUAUGCUGUGGCACUGUAUGCGCCGGAGACGGGCCCGAAGUUGGUAGAGGAUGAGCAGCCGGAUGGCCCGCAUGUCCCGCCUACGCCGCGCGGAAUGCUCUAUACUGCCCAAUUGGACAUCCGCUACAAGAGUCCCGUUGCUGCGCCGGGGUAUCUGGUCGUUCGGACUAAGGUCCUCGCUCGUGUGGGUCGCAAGUUCUGGGUGCGCGCGCAGGCCUUCCAGCCACAGGAUACAGAAGGCGCCGUUACCUCUCCCAAGGCAGAGGGCGAACCAAUGCGCCUUACCACGGAUGCGAUGGCGUUCUGGAUGCAGACGGGACCGUCGCUCUAAGACUUUCUUUUUUUUUUUCUGCUGUGUGUUCUAUAGAUCUAGAUUCUAUAACCCGUGUAUAUAGUAUAUGUACAUAUUGCAUCGACCGGUAGAUAGAGCCGGU